Messenger RNA from Cercospora beticola, 767 nucleotides. RefSeq names its product cupin domain-containing protein. Lineage: Eukaryota; Fungi; Ascomycota; Dothideomycetes; Mycosphaerellales; Mycosphaerellaceae. The record is from RefSeq and is a predicted model, not a curated record.
CUUUAUCAACAACACCUACUGAUCUCGAAGUCGAAAGUACGAAGCGCGUCACAACAAGGCAUCAGACCUACCGGCACCAUGAUCUCCUUCCUACGGGCCCCUCACCCACCUAAGACAAACCAGGCCUCCACAGACCUCACCGUCUACGAGAAUGGUGCCUCAUCAGUCCAAUACCACCCAAAAGGCUCCAAACACACAAUGACCCACACACUCCCACCACGUCUCCCCGACGAGAAAGAACCUUCUGUUCUGCAACCUCCAUUCCACUACCACAUCUACCAGAAAGAAACCUUUCACGUCAUCCAAGGCACCGCAAACCUCUUCUACGGCCUGGACCCGCUCCCUCACGCCGUCCUCAAAGCCACUGGCCCCAAAACUACAGUCACUUUACCACCAAAACGCUAUCAUCGUUUCGAAAAUGCCAGCGAGACAGAAGAAUUGAAAAUCAACAUCUCACUCGAUCCGGAAGACUACGAGAAUGAAAGUCGAUUUUUCCGAAACUUUUUUGGGUAUCUGAAUGAUUGUAAACGAGCAAAACAGGCUCCGUCGAUUUUUCAGUUGUUUGUGUUUUUGUGGAGUAUAGAUGUGCCGUUGGCUAUUCCGAUGCCGUUUGGGUUGGAGACGUUGGGGGUUUAUGUUAGUUGGGCUGUUAUGUUGCUUGUUGCUUGGGUGGGGCACUAUGGCUUGGGGUAUAAGACGACUUAUCCGGAGUAUUAUGAGGAGAAGAAGGGGAGGUAGUGAUGUAGAGGCUUUGGAUAGCUGUUCUU